AUGCGACUCCUGCAAGAUGUUGGGACCGUUCCCGGGGGUGGAACGUUGCCCAAUCAAUACAUCUACGUGGACACGGUCACCACCACAGCCACAGACCCCGGGGACAAACCGAGUGUCGAUGGCACUUUCACGGACACACUUCAUCAAGCAGCUGGCGACGCUAUGGAUGCCCUGGACUCUGUCACGCAGCAACUGGCGGAUAUGGGACUCGAACCAUGGCAAAUUGCGUUGAUUACCAUUGCCGCGGGCGCAGCAAUUCUCUGUUUGCUGUGCUGCUGUAUGCGUUGUCUCUGUAGGGGUAUGUGCUGCUGUGCCGGGAAGUAA
Messenger RNA from Neospora caninum, 324 nucleotides. RefSeq lists its product as hypothetical. The record is from RefSeq and is a predicted model, not a curated record. The transcript has 2 exons. Lineage: Eukaryota; Apicomplexa; Conoidasida; Eucoccidiorida; Sarcocystidae. Bases 1 to 324 code for a protein of 107 amino acids.